Molecule: messenger RNA, 5359 nt
Organism: Heterotrigona itama
Lineage: Eukaryota; Metazoa; Arthropoda; Insecta; Hymenoptera; Apidae
Source: the annotation of a GenBank genome assembly
AAAAAAGGAUUCAAUACACUGCACAGACGGAUUAAAGUAACAUAAAAAAUAAAUAACAAAAAGAUGAAUCUUUUUCGUUUUACAGGAUUCGCAGAACGGCCCGGUGCUGGACCGAUGGAGCAUCUGUUCUCCUGAAGAGGAGCCGCUGGUACUGCAGCAGUUCCUCAGAUUCGUCGAGACGCGUCCGUUCGUGCAGCAGUUGCUGCUGGCCGCCGGAACGCCGGGGACGGAUGCUAUGUCACCAAGCAGACGACCUUCGCCGCCGACGAUGCCACUAGCACACUUACCACCGCCGUUACACCUGCUCCAUUGCGGUCUCCCGCCUCCAGGCUCGAGGUUGCCGCCUCCUUUGCCGCCGCCGCCGCCGCCACCCUCCGUCUCGCAUCCGUCGAUGUCACCAACGGCCCAGAAACACUAUUCCUCUUCGUCCAGCGGCAACACUGGGGUGACGAGCAAUGCCAACUCGCCGCCAAGAAGCCUAGACUCUCACCUGACGGUGUCGCCGCUCAAUCGACUGCAGAGCAUGCAACCGUUCGACUUCCGCAAGCUAGGAACCUUAGGACUACCCGCGUUCCCGCCGCUACCACCACCGCCACCAUCGGCCGAGCAGCUGCUGCAGAGUAGAAAAUCCAUGAGAAAUCCGCAAAGUCCGCACAGUCCGCCUCACCACUCGAGCAGCAAUCAGCUUCAAAGGCCUCACAUGCCACCCGUGGCGCCGGUGUCUUCCUCCGCGCUCAACUUCGGCCAUCCUCUCUCGGUGGCGGUGUCCUCUGGUGCUUUGCCGCCCAGUUUCCCCGCUCAUUUCCCACCGCCACCGAUGGGCAAGUCGUCAGGCUCGGUACCAGGUAUUACGGCGCCGGCGGACGUGCACAGUGGAGGCGAGAAGAGCAGCGAAUUCGGCUCGGAGGAAGACGAGGAAGACGACGAGAAUUCGGACAGCGCAUUGAAUCUCAGUAGGCGCGACUCCGCGUCAAAGCACAUCGCCGAUCAGCGACACCAUCCUCCGCUACCUCUUCAAGCUGCUCCCCUGGGCAGGCCACCGGGAAUCCCCGGAAGAAAGCCUCACUCGCCGGGCAAACGACCUGGCAGCCAAUGGGGCGCGUCCGCCAAUAUCCCGCCGAAUCUCGGUACUCCUUUCAUCAAUCCCACCACCGGCAAGAAAAGGGUGCAGUGCAACGUUUGUUUGAAAACCUUCUGCGACAAGGGCGCGCUCAAGAUUCACUUCAGCGCUGUCCACCUACGCGAGAUGCACCAAUGUACCGUGAAGGGAUGCAGCAUGAUGUUCAGCUCGAGGCGGUCACGCAACAGACACAGCGCCAACCCGAAUCCCAAGCUGCACUCGCCUCAUCUGCGACGGAAGAUCUCGCCGCAUGAUGGCCGCUCGUCAAUGGCGCACGCGCUCGUCCUACCACCCCAAGUAGGUCUGCCUGUCCCAGCUACCGGUCUCAAUCAUCUUCCCUUCGGCUCGUUUCCGUUGCUAACCCCACCACCCGAUCUUCGAUCGCCAGCGUCGCUCUGCGGCCUCGACUUCAAGCAUCUGGACUUACAAUCUCAGAACCAGGGUAGACCGGCAGGCUACGACGAGGCCCUUCAACAGAGGAUGAGCAACGCGAACGCGGGAAUCUCAACGACCAACGCGCUGACGACCGCGAGCGUAGCGAUGACGACCGCCGCGGAGACGCUCAAUACCUCCUCGGCUGUGGCUAGAGGAUCUUUCUCUAGCAACAGCGUGGCCGACACGGUGUCACCAUCCACUCAGGCCUCCACCGCGGCUGCUGAAGGGGAAGAAGAGGAAGACGACGACGACGGAGGUAUCGUAGUCGUGGCGGAAGACGACGCGAGUAACCUACCCUCCAGGCUGCCUUUGCGUUCCGGGGAGGACGACGACGAGCAGCCAGCCGAUUUCAGUUUGGCGAAGAGACCAAAAUUGUAUUUCGGCGAUCCGGUGGACGAGGAUCUCGCGAGCAACGCCGACAGCAACGAAGACAACGACUCGAUGGGCACGAUCGACCAGCAGAGUUACUCCGUGAGCAGCCAGCACUCGAUCAACUCGACGUCUUUGCACAGCAGAGGCGUACGGAAGAGAAAGUCUCAACAUCCCACCCGAUGUGCUGUUUUAACCGAGGUACACUCCUCGUCUACGGAUGGAGACUCGUCCAACGACGAGGAACGAGUGCAAAGACGUUGCCUGUCGGAGGGAGCGGGAAUCUCGUCGAUGAACGACUUUCAAAGCCAACCGGAAGACAUGUCGAUGUCCAGACUGGAGGCAGAGGAGCGAAAAGCCUCGCCAAGUUCUCCGAAGAAUCUGAACUUCAACGAUCAGGAUUCGAGCUCUCGCUCGCCUGAGGCGUGCAACGCCAGAGACGGGACGCAAGCGAGCGGCGUGAAACGCGACACGGUGUCGUCACAGGAGAACGCGGAGGAUCUACCUCAGGACGAGCCACGGGAUCUGAGCUCAAGAGCGAGCAGUGUCAAGUCGCCGAAGAGGCAGAUCAGUCCAGAGCCAAAGACGACCCACGAACCGACGGAAGCUCGUUCCACGGCGGAAGCUGGCUCCGAGUUGGUCUCGAUCGGCCAAAAGGAUCCAAAUUGCGCCGAGUUGGCCGAUCGACGGAAAAGCGAGAGCGAGGAGGCGACUAAAGAGGAUGAAAAGACGACGAGAGGGUCGUUAAAGAGGGAAAAGGAACCAGAGGAGAAGGGGAAGGAAGAAGAGAACCAGGAGGAAGAUGAUGAUGAGGAGGAUGAGCCGAUGGAGGAGGUCGAGGAGGAUGAUGAUGAUGAGGAGGGUCGCGCGAUGCAGUACACCGGGAUGCAGCAGGCGGCUUCGAGGUCUGGCCGCGGCUCUACCAGCCCCGUCAGCCUCACGACGCACCAGGAGAUCACCAUGGACAAUUCCUCACAUGGCUCUCGUUCAUCCAGCGCCUCACCCUCCACAGCGGCCAUGGAUACGGACAAUAGCCUUAUCACCUAUGCCCGUUACGAGAACGGUGGCUUCGUCAGCACCCAGGAGAUCCCCCUGGACCGGGAGAAUCCACGCCGAUGCACAGCCUGUGGCAAGGUGUUCCAAAACCAUUUCGGGGUCAAGACCCACUAUCAGAACGUCCACCUAAAACUGAUGCACCGCUGCAGCGUUGACGGUUGCAACGCGGCCUUCCCCUCCAAGAGGUCUCGCGACAGACAUUCGGCCAACUUGAAUCUCCAUCGGAAGCUCUUGUCCACGUCGUCGAGUCCGCCUCUGUCGUCCAGCCUGCCACCGAGUCUCUCACCUAGGGUGGACGACGCUCAGAUGAAUCCGUUACUGCACAACGAGUUCCUCGCGAGAUUGUACGCGGACGCGGGCAUCGGUGCUCUCGGAGCUUAUCCUCUCACGCCUGGACUGCCGUCUGCCGUCGAUCUUGCGGCUAGAAUACCGCCUCCGCAUCCUCUUCUACUGCCACCUCAUUUGGGAGCCACCUUCUCAGGCCUGUCUUCGUUCGCCUCUCACCUGGCUGGCCUGAACGGGCUCACUCACCAUCAUCUCAACCACUUGACCAGGAUGUCGCAGGAACAGGGGACUAGACAUCCAUCUGGCUCGGGUUCGCCAAUGUCCUCGCCGGGUUCCGAGGACCGAAAGGAGGAAGCCAGAUGCACGAUACCCGGCUGUGACCGGGUAUUUGGCUCCAGAGCGGUCAGAGACGCCCAUUCGAAGGAUCCACAGGCUCAUCGCGACUUAUCGGUUUUAUCGACCAGCGGCUCGUGACCGAUCUCCUUCCGCGGAUGCGACUAUUAUCCCCUACUGUGAUGCCAAAACUUCGAUCGUCGAUGAUUUCGACCGGAUGCAGGUCAGCGGAAGACUUGGCUCGCGAUUUUGACUGAGUAUAUCCAGUCGUUAGACGAAAACGUGCAAUAUCGUGGACGUGAGACCUUCUAAGGAACCGGAAUCUGGCCACCCGCGCAGCUUCGACAACCUUUGUCACAGUCAGUUUCGAACGUUUCAGGCCGAUCUCGGCGCGGUUCGGUGGUUGUCGGACACGUUCAGCGAAAGUACUUAAGAAACAGGACCCAGGUGAUUCGAAUCGACCGUUUCAUUCGCGAAUCUUGCCAGCGACAGUAAUGGCAUCCCUCGAGGCAAUCGGGGGAUGAUCACUAACGCCGGUUCCAAUCCCGGUUCUCCAGUUAGUUUUCGUGCAAACGCAAGGUGCUCCAAUCUAGUCAAUUCGGAAAUCCUCGGCCACGCCGCUGGAAUCGAAAAUUCGUCCACCCCGCUCACGUAAUCGCGCUCGAUCGGCCAGUUCCGUCGCCAGUUCCGACUGUGUUCCUCCGUUCGAGACUGCGAGUCGUUCCUCGACGUCCUCGACGUCCUCGAGCGAAAAAUCACGAGAUACGCUGAACGAAAUAAUAUUAGUAAAUUAUGACUCAAAGACAAGUACGACAGGUUUUCGCGAAUGAUCGAAAUUCGUGAAAUUAAGCCCCUAACGUGAAGGGGGAGGGGAGGUCCAUCCGAUUUCCGUGAAGGUUCCUGUUCCAAUUCGCGUGUUCACCAAGCAUUAGAAAAAUAAAAAGAGAAGGCUGAUCGGCGAACCGGGCCGAUUCCUCUGCUUGUUUCUUUCCCUGGUGACCGAGGGGACGAUGGAAGGGGAAGACGACUGCAGGGAGAGUGGAGAUCAGAUGAAAAACGGAGCGACGAAUGGAAAGAUCGAACGCGCCCUCGUUUCGGUCUUCCGGCUGAUUUUAUCAUCGUUGUGAUAAACGUAAUGUUUAGUAUAAAUAUGCCACUUAUUUAAUCAGUAAUCAAUUACUACUGCUGUAUAUAUAAAACAUAGUACCUUUUUUCGAUGUAUCGCGUAAUUAAUCAAUUAAGCUACUUCGACGCGACCGAUGCGAUGCGAGGGAAUUGGAGAUGAUAACGAUAGUUUUGUAACGGAGAACCGAUCCAGGCCGGGAUAUACCGAACCGAUGACUGAGAGUUAUUUGCGAGGCAGCUGGGUUGAUGGUUCCAGCGUUCAAGAUGGCAGACUACGCGUUCACUGUUGGGUAUGCUACAUUAAAGCGCCCAAUUCUUCCCAUCGUUGUUUGAGAUUCCUUUCAUUAGCAUUAUUCUUUGAUUAUUGAUUUUCUUUCUUUUUGUUACGACUGUUGAAGUUUUAAAGUGGAUCAUUCAAGAUCCAUCGACAAAUAGAAAUUACAAGGUUUCUUUUACUCCUUCUGUCCAUUAUGAUUCGCGCAUUACUAUUUUAAAACGUCACCAAACGUAACGUAAUCGGCGCAAUCCAAAUCAUCUUCCCGAUCUCAGACACUGGCAAAGUCCUAAACACAGCCCGGAUUACUUUCUACGUACUAUUCUUCGAUCUUCUCGCUCUCAAAAAAAAAAAAAAAAAAA